This is a messenger RNA of Coniophora puteana RWD-64-598 SS2, 1188 nucleotides long. RefSeq lists its product as uncharacterized. The record is from RefSeq and is a predicted model, not a curated record. The coding region runs from base 47 to 1069 and encodes 340 amino acids. The transcript is spliced from 4 exons. NCBI's taxonomy places the organism in Eukaryota, Fungi, Basidiomycota, Agaricomycetes, Boletales, Coniophoraceae.
CGCUGGGCCGCCCAUACCCAGUACAGACUUCAUUCCCUUGUGGAUCAUGGCCAGUAACGGGACCAACGUCCUCCCACCCGAAACCCCUGCGCAACUCAUCGCCGAUGGGAUUAACCUUAUCGGAGCGACGACGGUCUGCGGCACAUUCUAUGGCUUCAUGACUGCUAUUGCAGGCGUCUGCAUCUACACCUUUUGUCUCCCGGGAUCGCGCGCAAAACGCUCACGCGGCCGUCUCGCGUUCCUUGUAUCUUACGUCGCUCUUCUUUGGCUGUGUGGCUCGCUGUACGUCGCUGGCAUAGCGCGCUCAACGACCGACGCCUAUGUCGACCGGAGGCUGGUGCUGCAGAGCCCGGCAGAGUGGGGGGACCCUACGCUGCCAGAAGUUACUGUCCUCGAUACGGCGUAUGAAGUCUCGAUGGCUCUUGCAGAUGGGCUUAUGGUAUGGCGCUUCCGAACAGUGUGGUAUGACUCUCCAUGGUAUCCGUUUUUGAUGCCGGUUCCUGUCCUCAUUUACUUGGCCUCCCUUGCGACAGGCUUUACUUCAGUUGUUAGCGGUACGCGUCCGGAUCGCGAUUUCUAUUCGCUGGUAGCACAGAGGACGACCGUUCCCGCAUUUAUAUUGUCCGUGGCUCUCAACCUCUAUACGACCUCCUUAAUCGCCGGCCGGUUGUACUCGUAUAGGCGCUGGUUUGCUAAACACAUUGGGAAUUCUGCUUUACACCCAAAACACUACACCAACAUCGCCGGCAUCGUCGUUGAAUCCUGUGCGCUGUUCACCGUUACAUCGAUCAUCUUCGUCUGCUUCUACCUGUUACACAAUCCUGGCCAAUUCCUGAUGAUCGCGGUGCUCGCCGAGGUGCAGAUCAUUGCACCGCUCCUCGUGAUGCUCCGCAUCUCAAACGACGUCGCCUGGGAGGUCAACACGGCGACCACGGUCGAUCACAGAGCAUCGACGCGGCAGGGAUGUGUGAUCCGGGGACCGCACGAGACAGAGAUGACGGAUCUUCGUUUUGCUAAGGAGGACGGGGACGUCGAAUAUGGUACCGAAGAGUCUCGGACGGUGGUUUAAACUUCGCUCGGGGAAUCGCUUUGAAACGUUUAGGUUAUUGGAUGUUGUAUGGUUUCCUUUUCUAUGUGCACGAAAACGGAUGGCUACUCACGACACUUCUAUAAAAUACCCUCUUUCAC